AUGGAGGAGACACGAGAUCACUUACUGCUUACCUGUGGUUAUAGUAUGGAGGUUUGGAGAAUGGUCAUGGCUAGAAUACGGCCAAAUUUCACCUUGUUUACUUCAUGGAACGAAUUGCUUUCUUGGAUAAGAGAUAACUUACAUCCUCCAAUAGCUAUACAGUCUCCAUUAAAAGAAUCAGUUUCAUAUCAUUUGCAGCUUGUUACAAUGUCACGACCAGAAACCAUUGAAAGAAUGGUGGAACUGUUUAAAUCACGCCACUCAGCAUCUCACUUGUUCAAGAUUGACAACUUCUCUUUACUCACAAAGUACCACAUCGAAAGAGUCGAAUCCUCUGUUUUCAUUCUCGGUGGUCACAAAUGGAAACUCUAUGUGUACCCAAAUGGGAAUAAUAGUGCAAAUGGUCAUGUCUCUAUCUUCAUAGAGAAUCAAGAUAGUAUAAUUGUUCAGCUCAAAUAUCAGAUCUUUGUCGUCAGUCAGCUAAAGCCUAUAUGGCACCCCUCGAGUGUGAUAUUGAACUUUGGUACAACAUCAAUACCACAAAUGAGAGGGACUCCACGGCUUAUAUCACUUGUUGAUCUUAAGUCAAAAGGGUAUCUUAUUGAAGAUUGUUGUCUGUUUGGUGUUAAGUUUGAUGGGUUUGAAAAUGGUGCAAAAGGAUCAGCAGAAUGUUUUAGCUUAAUUGAGAAGCCAAUCAACCACAAAGCCACUUGGAUGAUGACAAAGUUCUCGUCUUUCGAGCCUGAAAUGUAUCAUUACUCUAAUGAGUUUGUCGUUGGAACCCGGAAAUGGAAAAUCAAAAUUCACCCAAGCGGGAUUAAGGAGGGAAAAGACAAAUCAUUUUCUGUGUAUCUAGUAGGAGAAGGGUUUAUCAACAAUGCGCCAAAGGCGAAAACUUACGCGAAAUUCAAGCUGCGUGUAUUAGAUCAAGUUAACCGCAAUCAUUUUGAGAAAUCAGAUUCGUGUUGGGUUGAUGUAGAACGUGAUGAGAACAAUGGCUUUGAGGAUUUCAUGCCUUUAAAGAAACUUGAUAGACCUUAUUUGGUGAACAAUAAGCUUUAUGUGGGAGUUGAGUUUGAUGUCAUUUCCAUGACUACUACUAUUUAA
Molecule: messenger RNA, 1107 nt
Organism: Arabis nemorensis
Lineage: Eukaryota; Viridiplantae; Streptophyta; Magnoliopsida; Brassicales; Brassicaceae
Source: the annotation of a GenBank genome assembly